UGCACAUUGCCAAGGAUCCACAGUGAGAAGAAUAUUUGUGCUGUUGCCCAGCAUCCGCUGACCAUUCCCUGAGAAAGAUGAUCAUUGGGCCACUGCUGAUCUGUUCCUGCCUGACUCUCUCCAUCUCCGUCUUCGCAUCUGGGACUGGGGCUUCCCCGACCACUGUGAACGGAACUCAGGGACAGUCGGUCUCCUUACCUCCUGGGAUCCCAGUCAGACCGGACAUUGCUGAUGUUGAUUGGAAUCGGGUAUCAACCAGAAACACGAUAGUGAAGUACUCAAAGAGGAACGUUACCUACUUCGGUACCAAGGAGUACAAGCGACGGAUAACUCUUCAUCUCGGGAACUUCAGUCUGGAAAUCCAUGAUCUACGGAGAGAGGACUCCGGUGAUUAUGAGGUGAUAUUUACAACAGGUUCAGGAGCUGAAAACAACUCAACAGUGCGACUGGAAGUGUACGAGCCUGUGGCAGGAGCAAACAUCACAGUUCAGAACAAUACUGGAGACUGUAACUUCACCCUGACCUGCUUGGUGACUUCAGGUGACAACACCAGCUUCAGAUGGCUGAGGGGCGGAGCAGCUGUGGUGAACGACAGAACCUAUCACCUCUGGGGACAAGGAGAGACCUUGGAGAUUCAUCACACACCAGAGAGCGAGGACGUUGUGUACAGGUGUGAAGCCAGGAACCCCGUCAGUAUGGACACAGCUCAGAUCCGUUUGCGGGAGAUCUGUAAACCGCACACACCUGAUUCCAGUGAUGUGUCAACUUCCAGUGUUGACCAGACAGAUUCCAGUGAUGUGUCAACUUCCAGUGUUGACCAGACAGAUUCCAGCACUGCCUCAACGUCCAGUAGCGGUCUGACAGGUUCUGUGUCCUCGAGACUGCCUCUGGUGAUCGGAUUGUCCGUACUGGGUGCCCUCCUGAUCUCCUCUCUCAUUGUGUUUCUCUUGGUCACAUGGAGGAGAAGAGCCGCUGGAAAAGAAACGUCUUCAGGCACUGAGGACCCAGCAGCAGAGAACACUGUUUACGCAGAUAUUCAGUGGAAUGCAAAGCGUCGCACCGGCCAGCAGCCCCCCAAGGGGAAUGUGAGGUUUGCUGGUCCUGAGGUUCAUCCCGAGACUCCCCACACUGAGUACGCUGCAGUCAUGUUCCGUGCCCGACCACCACCGGGAUCGGCUGGGGAAGGAGCCCGUAGACAACGUCCCGCAGUCUAGGAUGGACCCUCCCUCCCUUCGCUCCAGCACAAGGAUGACACAGACCCUCGAGGGGAGCCGAGGGUGGGUGGGGAGAUACAGGGGACCCACUGUAUCCCGUGGUUGUGGUUUUGUUGAUGUUGUUUCGUUUGGCAGCUGUUUUUCUCUUCACACGUCUAACUGGUUUCUGCCAAGCCAGUCCUCCAGCUCAUGGCCGCAUCGAUGGACCAUGGCAAAGCCAUCUUGGACCUUGUUGAGAGGACAUGUUGGGACCAGGUGGAGUGUGUCCUGGGUUGUGGUACCACAGGGGCAAGCUGGGGUUUGUCGGAUGCCCCAUCGCUGUAGUGUUUGUGCUGUUUUGGCAUGUCGACUUCUGAGUCUAUUUGCGGCUGCCCAGUAUUUUCAGGUAGCUGCAGUAAAGCCCGGGAGGAGUGAGGUGGGGUCCUCGAUCAGAUCACCACUGGCUGGCAUGUUGGUGUGCCAGUAUCGGUGCCAUAGGAAUCGAGGUUUUCCAAGUUGUAAAAAGGUUUUGGGGAUUUGAGUCGGGAAGUUGAAGGUUGUGGCGGGACUAAUGGGACAACAGUGUGUCUGCACAUUCCUGCUGGAAUUUGUAAGUGUUGAAUAUUAGUUUAUCAGCUUUGAUUGUGAGAUGUGUCUGUAUAAACUCCCCCGUCCGUAAUCCCCAAUGUGUGCCCACUCCUCUGUCCAUAAUCGACCUGUCUGCACCCACAACCCCGUCAGUAAUCGAACCAUCUGCACCCACAACCCCGUCAGUAAUCGACCCGUCUGCACCCACAACCCCGUCAGUAAUCAAGCCAUCUGCACCCACAACCCCGUCAGUAAUUGACCCGUCUGCACCCACAACCCCGUCAGUAAUCGAACCGUCUGCACCCACAACCCCGUCAGUAAUCGAACCAUCUGCACCCACAAACGCGUCAGUAAUCAAACCAUCUGCACCCACAUCCCUGUCAUUAAUCGACCCAUCUGCAUCCACAACCCCAUCAGUAAUCGAACCAUCUGCACACACAAUCUCGUCAGUAAUCGAACCGUCUGCACCCACAAAUGCGUCAGUAAUUGGACCAUCUGCACCCACAACCCCGUCAGUAAUUGAACCGUCUGCACCCACAAACGCGUCAGUAAUCGAACUGUCUGCACUCACAACCCCGUCAGUAAUCAAACCGUCUUUACCUACUUCCAUGAUCUCCCUUGUCUGUAACUCUCCUUGUACAAAAUUGGCCUGUUGACACCCACUUAUCCAGCAGUUCAUAAUUAAUUGAAAAAUUGAGUUUGUCGCCAGUGUCCAUCUUCUCACUGAUACCCCACCUCAAGCAAACAACCCUCCAAACUGGUUCACUCCCAGGAUGUGGAGUUAUGGCUGGAAAAGGUCUCACCUAUGUCUUGUCCAGGUGGAAAAUGGCUUCACGACUGCUCUCAUUAUUUUUUACAAGUGGCACCGAGCUGUGAUGUGGCUGACUCUUUGUGGUUUAGUUUCGCAGGGAUAGCAGGGUGACAGAGUGGGAAGUUUUGGGUUAGAUCAGCUGUAAUGACCUGGGUGAGGGGAGUGAGAGGUCAAGGGCAGUAAGCGAACAGCUAGGGGAAGGAACUGGACAAUCAGUUUGGGAUGCUCCGAGGUCAGAGGCUAGCGAUCCCUGAGAACAAGGGCCAGUGAUUCCUGAGGUCAGUGAAUCCCCAGACAGGUGGCCCAAGGUCUGUCAGCAAGUCCUGAGGUCAGCGGCUCUUGAUCAGUGAGUCCUGGUGUUGAAGCCCAGAGGUCAGAGUCCCCAUGUCUGAGAGUCUGGGGAUGCAGUCUGGAGGUCAGAGUUCCCAUGUCUGAGAGUCUGGUGACACAGUCUGCAGGUCAGAGCCUGAAUGUCUGAGAGUCUGGUGACACAGUCUGCAGGUCAGAGCCUGAAUGUCUGAGAGUCUGGGGGCACAGUCUGGACGUCAGAGCUCCCAUGUCUGAGAGUCUGGGGACACAGUCUGGAGGUCAGAGCCUGAAUGUCUGAAAGUCUGGGGCAAAGUCUGGAGGUCAGAGUUCCCAUGUCUGAGAGUCUGGGGGUACAGUCUGGAGGUCAGAAUUCCAAUGUCUGAGAGUCUGGAGGUCAGAGUUCCCAUGUCUGCGAGUCUGGGGACACAGUCUAGAGGUCAGAGACUGAAUUUCUGAGAGUCUGGGGGCACAGUCUGGAGGUCAGAAUUCCAAUGUCUGAGAGUCUGGAGGUCAGAGUUCCCAUGUCUGCGAGUCUGGGGACACAGUCUAGAGGUCAGAGCCUGAAUUUCUGAGAGUCUGGGGACACAGUCUGGAGGUCAGACCUCCCAUGUCUGAGAGUCUGGAGGUCAGAGGUCCCAUGUCUGAGAGUCUGGGGAUGCCGUCUGGUUGUCAGAGAGUCUAGGAACACAGUCUGGAGGUCUGGGGCCAUGAGCUGGUCUGCCCUGGGAAUGGAGCCCUGUCUGUGUGUCUGAAUGGGGGUUGGGAAGGGGUUUUUGCUGUUUUUCCCAGUUCUGUGCUGGUUACAUGUUGUUCUACAAGACAUCAUGGACAUGCUAUGUUGUCGCCAGAGCUUGUGGUGACCCUUGCUGGCUGCCCUCAGCACAUCCUCACGUUGUGCUGGUUGUUAAUGUAAAUGGUGCAUUUCACUGUAUGUUUCA
Molecule: messenger RNA, 3839 nt
Organism: Hypanus sabinus (Atlantic stingray)
Lineage: Eukaryota; Metazoa; Chordata; Chondrichthyes; Myliobatiformes; Dasyatidae
Exons: 9
Coding region: 78-1214 (378 amino acids)
Source: RefSeq, a predicted model, not a curated record